AUGGAUUUGCAACUUGCAAGAGAAAAAAGAAUGUUCCAACUGAAUGAAUUAGAUGAGAUACACUUAUUAUCUUAUGAAAAUGCCAUACUUUACAAGGAGAAAACAAAAAGAUGGCAUGGCAAGCAAAUUCAACCAAGAGUGUUUGAAGAGGGCCAGCGAGUCUUGAUUUUCAACUCACGCUUGAAGCUAUUCCCUGGCAAGCUCAAGUCAAGGUGUUUUGGGCCAUUUACUAUUACUAAGGUCUAUCCUUACGGGGCUGUGGAGUUUAGAGGAAAUGAAGGAGGUGAAUUCAAGGUCAAUGGGCAGAGGUUGAAACACUAUUGGGGUGGUUUCGGGUCAGUACUUGGAUAUAUUUAUGACUGGUGUCCUGCUGAUUUGAAUUAUGGAAAGUCUGGGAGUGAUGCUAUGGCUAUGCUGUCAGGCUCUUUUGUGAUGUUGUAG
This is a messenger RNA of Humulus lupulus (European hop), 441 nucleotides long. RefSeq lists its product as uncharacterized. Bases 1 to 441 code for a protein of 146 amino acids. NCBI's taxonomy places the organism in Eukaryota, Viridiplantae, Streptophyta, Magnoliopsida, Rosales, Cannabaceae. The transcript has 2 exons. The record is from RefSeq and is a predicted model, not a curated record.